UGCAACAUAUUCUGUGCGUCACGUGAUUGCGCAACGCCCGAGGAAGGGCGGCCGACAUGGACUGAGGUGCGGGCGAGCCGAGACAGCGGGCUUUUAUCGUCCUCUUCCAAACGCCGCAUGACAGACACGUGUGUGUGUGUCCGAUGGCAUCGAGAAUAGCGAGACGUUUAACGUGGAAGUCACGGUGUCCCUGUAGCGCCGAAGCUCCGCGGCCCCGCGGCGUGUCGGCCGUUGUCAGACGCCAGUGCAGCUCCAAGCAGGCUAUUACACAGGAGACAUUACCAAAGAGAUCUCCCUUCAGACCAGCGCCCAACUCCAUGCACGACUGGAUCGGACCGCCAAACCCUCUGUCAAACCUACGGCCAAUCAUAUAUCACAUCCAUGAGAAUGAAACGGAGUUGGAGAAGCGUCUGAGAAACCUGAGGCAGGAAACGGAGGACUGGAACCACGAUUUCUGGACCAAUCAGAAUAUAUCCUUCAGAAAGGAAAAGGAUGCUUUCAUCAUCUCACAACUGAAGAAGAAAGGACUGUCUGAGCGGGAUGAGCAAGGACGUAAACGAGCUCUGGACAGUGAAGAAAUGGCAGUGUUUUACAAGAGCUUUCUGGAUCAAAACAAGACAAGACAUGCAAACUACAACAAGGAAUGGUACAGACGCAACUUCACAAUCACCUUGCUCAUGGGCCAAGUCACCCUCCGCAAGGCAUGGAAGACCAUUACUGAAAGACACAGCGACAAGAAAAAGGGCACUUCUACCACUUGAUUGUAAAUAAAAAAGAAACAAGAUUC
Molecule: messenger RNA, 787 nt
Organism: Lampris incognitus (smalleye Pacific opah)
Lineage: Eukaryota; Metazoa; Chordata; Actinopteri; Lampriformes; Lampridae
Product: cytochrome c oxidase assembly factor 8
Exons: 5
Coding region: 144-761 (205 amino acids)
Biological process (GO): intrinsic apoptotic signaling pathway
Cellular component (GO): mitochondrion
Source: RefSeq, a predicted model, not a curated record